AUGAAUUAUGGCAAUAAUCUUGCGUCUCGAACUUUUUUUCCCGAAUCUCGUCGAGAAAAUUGGGUUACUCAGCGUCGCUUCAGUAAUGAGGUCAUGGAUUCAAAAGCCAGAACAGAGGAUGUUAUAAGUGCAAUACUAUCAGCAUCAGCAUCUCCUCCUUUCUUUGAUGGUUCACCGCCUAGCCGACCGAUGAAUCCAUUGAUUCAUGAUGUUCGCUUUGUAAAUUAUGGAAAACAAUUCAACGGUUUAUCAUCAUCAACAACAACAACGUCAAUCAGUGCAUCUACUUCAGUUUCAUGUGCAAACCCAAAAUUACUUGGACAAAACACUCAAGCACCACCACCUAGAAUUGAGGGCUUUGAUUCCUCAAAACUCUCAUCAAUAUGA
Molecule: messenger RNA, 387 nt
Organism: Solanum pennellii
Lineage: Eukaryota; Viridiplantae; Streptophyta; Magnoliopsida; Solanales; Solanaceae
Exons: 3
Coding region: 1-387 (128 amino acids)
Source: RefSeq, a predicted model, not a curated record